AUGUUCAGAUGUAUCGUAAAACUAGAACAACUUCCUUUACUACUUGCUUCACAACUUGGCGUUUUUCCUUCAGAAGUUGACCGUCGACUUGUACAUUUAUUAUGCGAUUGUAUUUUCCCCUACUCUUUUGGGGAAGGAGUUAAUGGACGUGUUUCAGUCCCUGCAGUGCUUAUUCUCGUUCUUCACCAUUCUGCUGAUAAUUCAUUACACACCUUAAUCAUUGAACGGCUGGCUUAUCGUCUGCCUGAUUUAUACUCAGAUUUGUUAACGGUAAUCGCUUCUGGUACGAGUGAAUCACGCAUUGCAGCAGUUAACUUGCUUUUCCAUUAUUGGCCGUUAUUAUAUCCAGGAAUUAUGCUCAGACGGACAGUUCAAUAUCGAGUACAGGCUUGGUCAUCUCCACAAUGUCAGAAUACACAGUGCGUGGAGAAGGGUCCAAGGCAUGCAGGGUGUAAUUCUUCAAAUCGAAUAGCUAAGGGUACCUGCUUUGAUGAGGAUUGUAUUCGGUCGAAUGGGCAUGUGCCUCUGAGACUGUGUGAAGUAAUACUUCUGAAAGACAAAUUUAAAAAUUUUUUCCUUGCUUUAUCAAAGGAAUGCUUCAAUGCUCUUCACCCAGUAGAAAACAUACGGGCAUACGAGCACAACCGGCAUAGUGGGCAUGGUUCUGUCUGGGGCUCUCCCUAUGAGAGAGUGAUGGUUGAAGCUAUUGUAAAGCUGUUAAGAGAGACCUCUUCAAAGCUUACCGAACUUUCUGCGGAUGGUGAAUCGGCAAAAAGACCAAAAUGGCUAAGACAAUUGGAGGGUGGGAGAGAACUUGGGCGUGAAAUUGAUCCAUUAAGUGAUGAAAGGAGAAUGCUGAGUAGAUUUGGAAUUUGGUUAAUGGUGGCACAUUGUCCUCCUGUGCCUGAAGCAACACCGAGCUCUGUUGGAUAUCUUCUUGGUGCUCUAUUCCAAUGGUUCUCUACUACGGCAUUACUGCCCAAUGAUGCUAUGGGGCAAACGCUAGAACAACUCAAAGCUGACUUUGGGUGUGACUGGCUCAACCAAGCAUUAUCUAACCACUACGAAGUUUUUAUUAACGAACUUCUCCCACAACAACUAGAACCACUCUAUGGAAAUAUAGAAGAUACAAUUUGGGAUGAGCGUUUUGUUCGUAAAGAGAUUAUGCGCGAUGGAUUGAGUAAACUACUUGCAUUGGCUCCAUAUGACAUUAUAUCCAUAACAACGUGGUCUAGAGUUAUGCCACAUUGGCUACACUCUUUAAAUAAUGAUUUGGUUAGCGAGGAGGAUUUGCUGGAGUUGAAGGUGCCUAUCAGUAAAUUGUUUGAACCUGAUCUUUGUGCCCUGUCUUUUGAGCCUCAACGUCUUUACGAAUUUUUGGCAAUCCGGCUACAGUCAAAUUCCUACGAAGAAAUACUCAAAGCACUCGAUUGGCUACAUUUACUUUCACGAAUCGACAUUCGAAUAUCGCUAGAACUCCUCUUGGAGAUGUUCUCCAUCUCUUUACGUCAAAUCCCAUUGCCUACAUCAGGAGAACUACUGAUUCAACAAAAACAGCCUCAACAUAGGGACAAUGAAUCCAAGCCUGUGGAUGGAGUAAAUUCUGGUUUGGCUAGUCCAGAGAGUCGGGAGAAUAAAAUUAUGGAAGAGGAGGAACCAGAGAGUGCUGAGAAUUCACAACAGACACUUGAAGGACCUAUGGCCGCACAAUUAGUUAUGACAGACAUACUUGCCCAGCAAAUUAAACUAGCUGGGGGUGCUAGUGCAAUGACAUCAGCAUCUCUAUUAGAGCAUCUCUUUUCAUUAAUAGCAGCUCUACUUGAAUACCAACCCGAAGAAAGAUUUAUAGAAAAUGGUUGGCCACAUACUUGUAGGGAUCCGGAGGGUGAUCAGUUCGCAGACUGUCUGCGUUGUCAACAGGCUCUUUUUCUGUAUCAGGUAUUACUCCAAGUUCUCGAACAAUUUUGUCCCAAAGAGGAAUCACGCCUUGAUGCUCUCAAUUACGGAGACGAAACAGCACGUGAUUUUGCCGAUUGGCUAAGCGAGGCUAGCAGCUCUGUUCACCAACAACAACCUCAGGGUGUUGUAACCGAUGGUAACUCUCCGAGGCCCUCGCCCUCUCCUCGAGCUUUAUCUUCUUCUCCUGCCGGGCAUACAUUCUUUGGAUCACCAAUUACUCAAAAAAGACAACAACAACAGCCUGUUCAGAAGACAUCAACACCCUUAAUUAAGGCUAGACAGGAGGUAAGCACACCAAGUGCCGAAAUGGUAGGCGCUUUACCCACUGAUGACGUUGAUUCAGCAAGUGAACAAGUUGCAGCAUUUUCAUUUGCUGAACAAAGCCCUCUGGGAGUAGCCUGUAUAAGUGCUACAGUUAUUGGUGGAUUAUUACAACAACAAGAAGCGGCUUUAACCGAGAAGAAUGCUUCGGAAGCGGUCGAUGGGGAGGGUAAAAUAAAAAUAGGAAAGACUGAACAAAAAGAGGAACAACGCAUAUUUUGGGAAACCUCAGUAGGACGAUUUCGUUUUUCUUUGGAGCAACUACCUGCUCAGUUAAGACUGACAUAUGUAUUGCUUAAGAAUAUUGAGCGAGAGCCCGAUCCAGAUGUUCAAUUCUUCCUUCUGAGUAUGCUUAAAUACUUGUUUCUGCAUAGAGAGUGCCUCUUGAACGCACGAAAGGAGCAAGGUUCCUUAAAAAAUUCGAAUACCCUCAAAAAUAAUUUAACAGAGCAUCGCGGUUUUCUUGUCUGGAUACAAGAGAAUUUGUUGAUCCCUCGACUUUGGAGCUUGUUACGAUCUGACUACUCACAUGUUGGCCAAAUGGCAACUCCACUCCUUUUACAUGCUAUCACUCUUCCAUUGGGGGAUGACGUCUUUUGGGAAAGUGUGAAUGCAGAAUUUACUUCCUCCGAAUGGGAACGACGCUUAAAAGCUGUGGAUCGAGUCCUAGUACUUGCCCAUUUUGUACCUCCUGCUGCUGUUCGCUCAAACAGAACACUGUUAACGUCGUUGAGUUGCGCAUUCUCUCAUCUAAUAGUCUCAGUGCACGACCCAAACCCAGCUGUCGCUCAGAAGGCUCUUCUCUUACUUGAAGCACUUCCUCGCAGUUCGUUAACGCUAAUUUGUCACUGUUUGGAAGCCCAAUUUGAUUCGUGCAUACUUGACCGUCCAUUAAUCAUUGCACGUAUUCAUCUACUUAGCGUGCUUCUCCCAGAGGAGAAUUUACUGUCCUGGGACUUUUUUAUUCAAAGAUUCGAAACUUUAUCAUUGGAGGCUCAUCUUAAAGCUCAACAGAAUGCUGGAGCUGAUGCUAGUAUGCAUUUUUUGCAAGAUCUUCUCCAUUCUGAUCCAAUGAGUGAUGUUUAUCAGCGGAAAGUUACCCGCGCUCGACAAUCCCUCAACGAGGCAGACAACGUGCGCUCGAUUGUGCGUUCACUUCGGGAACAUUCUUUGCGUCAUCAACUUAAUCCCGGUGUACGUGGUGACCAAGUGGAUUUGGCUCAUCCAUUAGUGCAAUCAACAGUCUCUGCUUCAUCUCUCAGCCCUAGAGCUAUCGGCUCUGAUUCCCGGUAUGGUAGAAUGCGUGAAUUUACCGAUGAAGAGUCCAAUCUUUGUUUGCUGUUAAACCGGGUAGUGGAUAUGCAAAACCCGGAAAGACAUACAGUAUCACUCGUGGUUUCAUUGUUUGUCCAUUUUUUGGCUAGCAAGAGAUGUGGCCCUGCUGAUAAUGCGAAGAAGCUAAGUGUCCUUCUUCGACAUUUCAAUACUCUUCUUGGCUACAGUAACUCUGAGAAGUGCUUCACAAUACCCCCUGCUCGUCUACGUCGCGCAGCCGUCUGCAACGCUUUUUUGCAUGGAUUACCAGGAGUACUGGAUUCUAAUUUGCUGAUAGGCAAUCAAUUGCUUUCUAUCGUUCUUCAACUUCUCCUUUACCUACCCUCACCUCAAAAAUUUGCUAGCGAUGCCCCUUCAGCCGAUUAUUCUCUUCGGUUGCUUUCUACGCAACAAAGGCAUAAUUGGCUACAUUCAAUUAUCAUUAUACUUUACAAAUAUCGUUGCGACGCUGCCCCUACAAACGACGCUAUACGCAAACAGAUGCUUAUAGUUGUACAGACCUUGGAGCAGCAAUGCCAUCGUUGUCCUCCUACCUCACAAAAUCAGGAGCAACAACCACCUGUAGCUAUAGCACCUGAAAAUAAGGAGAGGCGAUCGGCUACGUGUCUUUUGGAAGCACCUGGGCCUGAUGGGCAGUGGUCGUCGUCUACAGAGGAUUCUGAACUUGGAAAUGAUUCAGGCUAG
This is a messenger RNA of Meloidogyne enterolobii, 4299 nucleotides long. Lineage: Eukaryota; Metazoa; Nematoda; Chromadorea; Rhabditida; Meloidogynidae. The record is from the annotation of a GenBank genome assembly.